AUGCGUAAUUUGAUCACACUGAACAAGGGUACGCUGAAACCAGCGGGCUCAGCCGAGGAGCUAAACUUUUCUUUGCUUGAAAGUUGCUUUGACACAUUGACUGAUAGUAUCACCUGUGUCUUAGGUUCCAUGGAGGUUGGUAUGAUUGAAGUACAGCAAUACACUAAGACCGGUAUGAAGAAUAUACUGGCAUCCUUCAAUAUCGAGACAUUUGAUGACGAAUUAUUAUCUUUCAUCCAUUUUGCUGACAUGAAUCAAUUGAUCUUUGUUUUCAGACAAGGUGAUAUUAUCUCUGCUACAUAUGAUCCUUCAAGUUUUGAUCCACAACUCACAGUUGUCGAAAUUGCAGGUUCAUUGGAUGGCGGUAUCGAAGCUGCAGAAUGGUCCCUCGAUGAAGAGACUCUUGCUUUAGUUACUACAGACCGUAAUGUUGUUUUAUUGAGUAAGAUGUUGGAACCAAUAUCGGAAUAUCACUUGAGUGCAGAUGAUCUAAAGAUUUCGAAACAUGUUACUGUUGGAUGGGGUAAGAAAGAAACUCAAUUCAGGGGUAAAGGUACUCGUGCUAUGGAGAGAGAUGCCCUUGCCAGUUUAAAGGCGUCAGGUCUGGUAGGUAACCAGCUAAGAGAUCCAACAAUGCCAUAUAUGGUGGAUACUGGUGGAAUUACAUCAUUAGAUUCUCAUAAAGUUGCUAUAUCGUGGAGAGGAGAUUGCGAAUAUUUUGUUGUAUCGUCAAUUGAAACUGUUGAAGAUCCAGAUGAUGAAAGUUCUACUAUCGAAAGAAGAGGAUUUAGAGUUUUUACACGUGAGGGCCAACUCGAUAGUGCAUCGGAACCUGUCACUGGGAUGGAAGGUCAAUUAAGUUGGAAACCACAAGGUGCCUUAAUUGCUUCUGUUCAACGUAAAGCUGACAGAGGGGAAGAUAAUUCCCUAGAUGUAAUAUUCUUUGAAAGAAAUGGGUUAAGACAUGGGGAGUUCGAUACAAGAUUACCAUUAGAAGAGAGAGUUUUAGAUCUGGCAUGGAAUAGCAAUUCUGAAAUUCUAGCUGUCCUUCUUACAAAUAGAAUCCAAUUAUGGACAUCCAGGAACUACCAUUGGUAUUUGAAGCAAGAAAUUUAUUCAGAUAAUAUUCAAUAUGUUAAAUGGCAUCCGGAAAAAGAAUUCACUUUAAUGUACGGAAAUGCUAAAGAAAGUGUGAACAUUGUAGACCUUGCUUAUAAAACAGCCCAAGGUCCAAUGUUGGAACCGUUUGACAAUGGGAACAGUUUGGUCAUCGAUGGAACAACUGUCAACAUAUCUCCGCUUGCUAUCGCAAACUGCCCACCACCUAUGUAUUUCAGAGACUUCGAUGCUCCUAAUAAUGUUAUAGAUGUCGCGACAAGUUUAUCAAACGAAAUAUAUGCCGCUAUUACAAAGAAUGAAUUAGUUUUAGCAACUAUUUUGGGUAUGGAUGAAUUAAAGAAAGGGAACCACCCUUCUGUUGCAUGCGUUUAUCCAAAGGUUGACUUCUCCAGCGAACUUGAUUCUUUACGCCAGGUUGCUUUUAUGAACGAUUCUAUUGUAGGUGUUCUAAUUGACUCGGAUAAUUUGUCUAGAAUAGCCUUAAUCAAUGUCCAAGAUGUUUCAGAACCUUACGUUAUCUCAAUUGUAGAGGUGUACGACAAGAUAGUAUUAAUGAGAAGUUCAUUUGAUUACAAUAGCAUCGUUUAUCAAACCAGAGAUGGGUCUAUAGUAGAAGUUAAUUCUGAAGGUGAAACUGAAACUAUUACCCAAUUUCCUGAAUUGGUUCGUGAUUUCAGAUUUAAAAGGGUCCAUAACUCAGAUUCUGCAGAUGAAGGUCAAUGGAGCACAGAAAGCUCGGAAUUAGUCGCGUUCGGUUUGACAAAUAAUGGUAAAUUAUAUGCCAAUAAAACUUUGUUAACUUCUGCUGUCACAUCAUUGGAACUUACUGAUAGUUUCCUAUUAUUUACAACAGCUCAACACAAUUUACAAUUUGUUCAUCUUAAUACAACAAAAUUCCAAGCAUUACCUAUGGUUGAAAAAGAUGUCGAGGACGAAAGAGUUCGUGCAAUUGAAAGAGGUUCCGUUCUAGUUUCAGCGAUACCAUCUAAAGCAUCAGUUAUUCUCCAGGCACCUCGUGGUAAUCUGGAAACUAUAUACCCAAGAAUAAUGGUACUUUCCGAAGUUCGUAAAAAUAUCGUUGCAAAGAAAUAUAAGGAUGCAUUUAUCCAAUGUCGUACACAUAGAAUCCAUUUGGACAUCCUAUAUGAUUAUGCUCCUGAAGUAUUUUUAGAAAACCUAGAUCUAUUUGUUCAGCAGAUUGAUAAUGUCGAUUAUUUAAAUCUGUUUGUAUCCUGCUUGACCGAAGAUAAUGUUACCGAGACUAAAUAUAAAGAAACCUUGAAUAUCGGUAUGUCAGAUAAUUUUGCGAUCACAAAGGAGCCUCUAACAGAAAUGCAACAGUAUAUUAAAAACAAAUUCUUCGAUUCCUCAAAAUCAAAGAUUAACAAAAUAUGUUCUGCCGUUCUAGAAAUUUUAUUGCAUAAUCCAGAAUAUAAGAAAAAAUACAUGCAAACUAUCAUUACUGCAUAUGCAACACAGAAUCCCCAAAACCUAGAAGAUGCAUUGACUUUAAUCAGUUCGUCAAAAGAUCCUAAAGAAAUGGAUUCUAGUGUUACAUAUCUAUGUUUCCUUCAGGAUGUAAAUCUAGUUUACAAAACGGCUUUAUCGCUUUACGAUGUUAAAUUAGCGCUUCUAGUUGCUCAAAAGUCACAAAUGGAUCCUCGUGAAUACUUACCCUUUUUGCAAUCUUUACAUGAUAGUGAACCUCUACGUCGCCAAUUUAUGAUCAAUGAUUAUUUAUCUAAAUAUGAGAAGGCCUUAGAAGACUUAGUAAACUUGGAAAAAGAAGAUAAUACUGUUUCUGAAGAGCUAAUUGACUAUGUUAAGUCACAUGAACUGUACGAGCAUGCCUUAUCACUUUACCGCCAUGAUAAUGAAAGACAAAAUAAUAUUUACGCACACUUCGCAAAGCACUUAAUAUCUAUGCAACAAUAUUCUGAAGCGGCAAUUAUUUAUGAAAUGCUUGGUGAAUUCACAGAAUCAAUGAAUGCUUACGUUUCCGGCAAGAGAUGGGAAGAAGCUAUCGACAUUGCUAACCAACAUCAACCGGAUGCUGUAACAAGGAUUUCAGAAGAAUUGGUUUCUUCAUUGACUUUUGAACACAAGUAUAUCGAUGCAGCUCAAAUUGAAUUAAAGUACUUAAAUAACAUUGAAAAUUCUAUGGAGUUAUACUGUAAAGCUUACCAAUAUGCAACUGCUAGUCUGAUUGCAUCCUCAGCCAAAAAAUCAGAACUGAUAGAGAAAAUUAUUGACCCUGCCCUAGGUGAAGGGUUUGGUACGAUUGCCGAAUUACUUGCAGAUUGUAAGGGCCAAGUUAACUCCCAAUUGAAAAGGAUUAGAGAGUUACGUACUAAAAAAGAAGAGGACCCAUACGCUUUUUAUGGUCAAGAAACUGAACAGGCUGACGAUGUUUCGAUCGCACCUUCAGAAACCUCUACGAAAGAGUCAUUCUUUACCAGAUAUACCGGUAAGACUGGGGGAACAGCCAAGACAGGUGCCUCUAGACGUACUGCCAAAAAUAAACGUCGUGAGGAACGUAAGCGUGCCCGUGGUAAGAAGGGUACUAUCUACGAAGAAGAGUAUUUGGUUCAAUCUAUAGGAAGGUUGAUUGACAGAUUGGAACAGACAAAGCCAGAUGCAACAAAACUUGUGGACGGCCUUUGUAGACGUGAUAAAAGGGAACAAGCAUAUCAAAUCCAAAAGAACUUUAUUGAAAUCAUGGACUUACUACAGGAAAAUGUGAAAGAAAUAUAUAACAUAAGCGAAAAAGACAGAGAAAGAAUUGAUGAAAACGGCGAGGUGUAUUUCAUUCCUGAAAUACCUGUACCGGAGAUCAAAGCUUUUGAAAAGAAUAAGAUUGUCGAUUUUUAG
Messenger RNA from Maudiozyma saulgeensis, 3990 nucleotides. The record is from the annotation of a GenBank genome assembly. NCBI's taxonomy places the organism in Eukaryota, Fungi, Ascomycota, Saccharomycetes, Saccharomycetales, Saccharomycetaceae.